AUGAUUAGACGAGGAUACCUGGCGGAGACCCGGGGUUCAAAGAGGCGUCCUCGAGCCGCUCAUGAAAUAUUCAGGCAGCUAAUCCAAGGCGCCAUCAAUAUUGGCUCAACAGGGGACAUUGUCAUUCAUCAGCUCAAUUUGGGUUGUGAUAAGAUUGAAGCCGACAAGGGGCGACCGAAUGCUCGCUGCCUAAUAGAUUUAGGUUCAGCUGGCGGCCACGAUGAGCACAAAUCUGUUCUCCCGGUAACUUGUUAG
This is a messenger RNA of Nezara viridula (southern green stink bug), 255 nucleotides long. The record is from the annotation of a GenBank genome assembly. NCBI's taxonomy places the organism in Eukaryota, Metazoa, Arthropoda, Insecta, Hemiptera, Pentatomidae.